CCUAAUAGACGAUCUUCGUUUAUGGCCUGAAACCAGGAAGCGGCAUCUCCCGGUGAAACGCCGGUUAGCCGAACACGGCGGAGUUUAUGGGACUUGUCAGGGUAAAGAAGACCCCCCUGAUCCGUUAGCUGCUGGGAAUGAAGGCAGGUUGUCGGGUUUUACUUUAUUAAUUCAUUUCCUGUCAGUUUUUGCUCUUUUGUCUCGAGUGCAGUCGGUUCUACCGGGUUAGCUUGAAGCUGGAAGAGGGUUAGCUAGUGGGUUCUAUCAUGUAUUUAUCCAGUGUGGAGCUGUGGAAAACAUACUGGGAAUGUGUUUCCAGACCGUACACGGUGUUCAUCUGCUCCGUCACUGCUGCUCUGUACUACCUGUGGGGUCGCAAGUGUCAGACCCCAGCCCUGAUCUGUAGCGACGCUUUCGGCAUUUUCCUCCACAGACAUUGUCCCGCGGUGUCUGAGCGCUUCAGUCCCACCCCCUGGUGCUGGGGGGGUCGGCUUCAGACCCUCGUCUGUGCUCUCCUUAAAACCAGACCCCACGUCACCUACCGCAAUGAGCUGAUCCGUACGGUGGACGGAGGUCAGAUCUCUCUGGACUGGGUGGACAAUCAGAACAGUAGGCCCUACCCAACGUCCUCCACGCGUCCCACCGUACUCAUCCUCCCUGGACUGACGGGAAACAGCCAGCAGUCCUACGUGCUUCACGCCGUCAGACAGGCAACGCGACACGGAUACAGAUGUGUGGUCUUCAACAACAGAGGGGUUGGAGGGGAGGAGCUGUUGACUCCGGUCACCUACUGCGCUGCCAACACCUCAGAUCUGGAACGAGUGGUGCAGCAUGUUAAAGGACUCUACCCUCAGGCUCCUGUGCUCGGUGCUGGCGUGUCUCUUGGAGGAAUGAUACUGCUAAACUACCUGGCUCGGAAGCGCACUGAGUCGGGAAUGGUGGCAGGAAUCACCAUCUCUGUCGCCUGGGAUGCUCUGAAGUCAUCCAACUCAAUGGAGGAGCCUCUCAACUGGCUCCUCUUCAACAAACACCUCACAAGUGGACUCUGUCGUACCGUCACCAGGCACCGGAAGAUUCUGGAGAAAGUGGUGGAUAUUGAUUAUGUUCUGAAGGCACAGACUAUCCGUGAGUUUGACGAGCGCUUCACGUCUCUGCUUUUCGGAUAUAAGACUUGUAUAGAUUACUACGAUGACGCCAGUCCUGGCAAAAAGCUCCCAAACACAGUUGUUCCGAUCCUGUGUCUGAACGCUGCCGACGACCCUUUCUCCCCCCAGAACGCGUUCCCAGUCUCCAUAGUGCAGACCCUGCCGAAUGUCGCCCUGCUGCUGACGGCCCACGGCGGACACAUCGCCUUCUUGGAGGGUUUGUUUCCACGGGGUGAGAGCUACAUGGAGCGUCUGUUUGGCCAGUUUGUUCGAGCGGUUUUCGAACACCCGUCGGACAUCAAGGAAGCAUGUAGCGCCCACGAGGGAUAAACGAGAGCUGUAUUACUUACCCCUGCAUGCUGUCACCCGUCCGCAUAAAUGUAUGUUGCCUUUUUAGAAGAAAACCAAACUGAUUGUAUUGUACAAAUUUUCUCCUCCUCAGCUUGCAGGUUGGAAAGACGUUGAACUGAAGCCAUGGAGGUUAAAUCUUCCAGUAUAAAGUCCUGUAGCAAUGUGAAAAGCUUUAGCUUAAGUCCCACCCACAAAAAGAUAAUAUAUUUAUAACUUAUUGGGUUUUCUCUGUGAAGAUCUGUCCCAGCUGCACAGGAUGAUUAUACCUUGUGAAAAGUAUAAACUCAGAUGUUGAAGGAAUUUCUAUUUUAUAAUCGGGUAAAAUCAGAGGGUGCGUGGGAAUUUGCCCAACCAGUCUACAUGUGUUUUGUGGAUUUGGAGAAGGUGUUUGACCGCGUCCCUCGGGGGGCCCUGUGGGGGGGUACUCUGGGAGUAUGGGGUACCAGGCCCUCUGAUACGGGCUGUUAGGUCCCUGUAUGACCGGUGUCAGAGCUUGGUCCGCAUUGCCGGCAGUAAGUCGGGCUCGUUCCCAGUGAGAGUUGGACUCCGCCAAGGCUGCCCUUUGUCACCGAUUCUGUUCAUCACCUUUAUGGACAGGCUUUCUAGGUGCAGCCAAGGUGUGGAGGGCAUCCGUUUUGGUGGCCUGAGGAUCAGGUCUCUGCUUUUUGCAGAUGAUGUGGUCCUGUUGGCUUCAUCAGAACGUGAUCUUCAGCUUUCGCUGGAGCGGUUCACAGCCGAGUGUGAAGCAGCUGGGAUGAGAAUCAGCUCCUCUAAAUCUGAGACCAUGGUCUUCAGUCGGAAAAGGGUAGAAUGCCUUCUCCGGGUCAGGGAUGAGGUCCUGCCCCAAGUGGAGGAGUUUAAGUAUCUCGUGGUCUUGUUCACGAGUGAGGGAAAGCUGGAGCGUGAGAUCGAUAGGCGGAUUGGUGCUGCAUCUGCAGUGAUGCGGGCAUUGUACCGGUCUGUCGUGGUGAAGAGAGAGCUGAGUUAGAAGGUGAAGCUCUCGAUUUACUGGUCGAUCUACGUUUCCCUCACCUAUGGUCAUGGUAGUGACCCAAAGAACGAGAUCGCGGAUACAAGCGGCCGAAAUGAGUUUUCUCAGAAGAGUGGCUGGGCUCUCCCUUAGAAAUAGGGUGAGAAGCUCGGCCAUUCGGGAGGGGCUCAGAGUAGACCCGCUGCUCCUCCACAUCGAGAGGAGCCACUUGAGGUGGCUCGGGCAUCUGGACAGGAUGCCUCCUGGUGAGGUUUUCCGGUGUCUGUGUAGGAUCGGCUUGGGGUCCUUCAACUGCCGAUGACAUCAAAGUAGUUGAUUGGCUGAACAUGAAGCUUACGGAAGUUACGCUAUCACGUUAUGAUUUUGAUUGGUCAGAACAAAUUUGCGGUCAUAGUCUUAGCGGUUGUAGUCCUGUUGUCCAAAAAUCAACACUUUUUGGAGAAAAUAUGUUUGAAUUUCUAAAGGAAAUGUAAAAUAUAAGCAAGUGAUAAACGGUGACCCUCAAAAGCUCUUGAUGUUGAUGAAAUGGGGUAAAAUAAAAUAUAAGAACUUUAUUGAAAGACACCAAGCAAUAUUUAGAGUCAAAGAAUGUAUUUAGAUAACAACUAAGGAAAUAUACAGAUGAACUACACAUUAAUGCAAACAGAAGUGGCUUCACAUAUAAGAACUGUUCUGUUUUUUGUCAGUCCGAUGUUGGUUUUAUGUAGUUUCACAUUCUUUACAAAACAAAGAUAAUAUGGUGUUUUAUUAACAAAUUACAAUUAUAAAGAAAACAUUUAGGUGUUAACAAACAAGAAUUUAUUAACAAAACUGCUGAUGUCUUUCCAAAACGUAUGUGUGAAAGCCAAGUAAAUUUGCAGUAAUGUGACAUCAUCGGCAGUUGAAGGACCCCGAGCAGAUCCUGUACCGACACCGGGCACGUCCAACCGGGAGGAGACCUAAAGGUAGACCCAGGACACGUUGGAGGGACUAUGUCUCUCACUUGGCCAGGGAACGCCUUGGGAUUCCCCUGGAAGAGCUGGCCCAAGUGGCUGGGGAGAGGGAAGUCUGGGCGUCUCGCCUUAGGCUGCUGCCCCCGCGACCCGACUCUGGAUAAGCGGAUGAAAAUGAUGGAUGGAUGGUAAAAUCAGAAAAGGUUAACAUAAUGUUAAUUUACAAAGUUCUGUCCUGCCCUACAGGAAAUUUUGCACUGAAAUCUGCCUUUUUAAAACUUGCACACAUUAAUUAGAAAAUCUAGAUGAAGGAAUAAUUAUUUUGAACUGAAAUGUCAAAUCAAUUUGUUUUGUUAAAUAUCUUUGCAGAAAUCUAACUUGAAUCGUACCAACAGUGCAGACAGGUUUGAUUGUGUUACUGAGUGCACUUCUUAUAAAUGCACCCUACUUUAUUGUCCUAAAACCCUGGUGAGUAUUAACUCGUGAUUGUUUUAUGCGACUCUUCAUGUGAAGGAAUUCCAACUUUGACCCAUAAUCAUGAUGACAUCACAGCAGCUAAUGGUGCUAAUUUAUUGGUGUUAUUGGAUGAUUGUAUUUAGUAACUUUGACGUAUUUUAAGACAUGUUUACAGUAUUUGAUGUCACGCUGUAGUUUUCAACUUUUGGCUUUUUUCUGUUUGAACACAAUCACAAAUGCACCUUUUAUUGUAAACUGUGUCAAAGCUGCACCUUUUGGGCAUUAUUCAAUGUAUUCUGACUUUUCAGCUGCAACCUCAAAAUAAAAGGACACCAAAAUAAAAUA
Nothobranchius furzeri (turquoise killifish) is the source of this 4220-nucleotide messenger RNA. RefSeq names its product phospholipase ABHD3. The record is from RefSeq and is a predicted model, not a curated record. Gene Ontology annotation, molecular function: acetylesterase activity; monoacylglycerol lipase activity. Lineage: Eukaryota; Metazoa; Chordata; Actinopteri; Cyprinodontiformes; Nothobranchiidae. Gene Ontology annotation, biological process: medium-chain fatty acid catabolic process; medium-chain fatty acid biosynthetic process.